Messenger RNA from Neurospora tetrasperma FGSC 2508, 901 nucleotides. RefSeq lists its product as uncharacterized. The transcript has 6 exons. Lineage: Eukaryota; Fungi; Ascomycota; Sordariomycetes; Sordariales; Sordariaceae. The coding region runs from base 80 to 796 and encodes 238 amino acids. The record is from RefSeq and is a predicted model, not a curated record.
GCUAGGAGGCUACUGUAGCUACCAUACUGUCAACCACAUCGGCGUAGACCAGACUAUCGACGAGGCUACUUUGUCUACCAUGGCUUCAGAACAGAAUAAGGAAUACUUCAACAACGAAGCUGCAACAUACGAUGCUAAGCACGCAAAAACCUUGGACAGGAUUGUCGAGGAAAUCCGGGCCAGACUUGAUUUCAUUGGAGUCGAGUGGGUAGAUGAGGACGCCGAUUCUGGAAGCGUGCGGCUUCUGGAUUACGCCUGUGGUACUGGAGUUGUGUCUAGAGCUCUAGCUCCUUACACCACACAAUGCGUCGGUAUUGAUCUCUCAGAGAACAUGGUCGCUCAGUACAAUGCCAGAGCUGAGAACCAGGGCCUUGCUCGCGACGAAAUGUAUGCCUACCAAGGCAACCUGCUAGACCCCAACGAUCCUGAUCCCCGGGAGUUUUCCGGCUUCGAUUUUCACCACUUCGAUGUCGCCGUUGUCGGGCUAGGCUUCCACCAUUUUGACGAUCCCGCUCUUGCGGCACAGAGGCUGGUCGAGCGGCUCCGGCCUGGCGGUGUUCUAUUGAUCUUGGACUUCUUGCCUCAUGGCAAGGUUGCUGAUGACGGCCAUGCUGCUUCGCAUACCAUCACGCACCAUGGCUUCUCUGAGGAACAGGUCAAGAAGAUCUUCCAAGAUGCUGGCGCCGGAAAGGACUUCGCGUUGGAGACAAUCGGAAUUGCCUUUAACAAGGCCACGGAACAGAGGCCUGAGGAGGUCCGUAGACAGGUCUUCCUUGCGCGUGGUACCAAGGAAUAAGAGUAGGGAGGGCUCUAUUUGGUAAAGCCAUUUAUGAUAAGAUAGGUAUGGUUGAUGUUAAAGCUUCAAUGAAGUCAUUCGCAUGAUGCCACUAGUUAUCAGUGG